Messenger RNA from Microthlaspi erraticum, 1149 nucleotides. The record is from the annotation of a GenBank genome assembly. Lineage: Eukaryota; Viridiplantae; Streptophyta; Magnoliopsida; Brassicales; Brassicaceae.
AUGAUCAUGGACAUAAAAAGGUGUAGGGAUAUCAAUAUCCCACUCGAUCUAACGGUGGAGAUACUCAAGAAACUUCCGGCGAAGUCUCUGGCGAGGUUCCGAUGCGUCUCGACUGAGUGGGAAAGUAUUAUCAAUAAAUUCAUAGUCAUAAACUCGAUCGUGACUCGGUGUUUGACUAAACCACCGCGUGAUCUCCACUUCAUCUUAAAUAGGUGGUCGCUCUUAAAUACGAAGAACAAAUCCUCUAGGUUCACCAACUUCUCGUAUAGUUACCUUUAUCCUCAGAUCACAAACGAAGAACAACUCUAUGACGGGUAUAUCUUCGAAAGUAACAAAGGCUAUGGCUCUGAUCCAAGCUUUCAAUACGUACGUGGCUUGAUCGGUUUUCAGUGUUCGGAUAAUGGUCCGUUCAGAAUACACAACCCUACCACGAGGCAAUUUGUUACCUUACCCGUUACGUGUUUGCCCGCGACAUGCAUCUACUUAUUCGGGUACGACCCUUUCGAAAAUCAAUACAAAGUGGUGUGGCUAAAGGAGCAGUCCUGUCAAGUUUUCACAUUGGGAGAUCCCACAAAGCAGUGGAGAGAUAUCCAAUGCAGCCUAGGGUUUCACUUCCGAGUCGGAGAAGCAGUUUGCAUCAAUGGCGCAAUCUAUUACAAAGCAAGUACAAAGAGUUUGACUUACCAUUUGAUGAGUUUCGAUGUUAGGUCCGAAGUUUUUUAUCAUAUUCAGGCUCCGGAAGAUCUGUGGCUGCGGCUUAAGCGUGGAUAUGUGACUUUUGUAAACUACCACGAGAAGUUAGGAUGCAUAUCUCGCAUCAAACUCAACGAAAACGAUGUGGAUAUGUGGCUUAUGGAGACUGCCGGGAAACAAGAGUGGUCCAAGGUUACAUUUGUGGCCAUGCUUCAAGAUUUACCAAAAGCAAUCACAUGUGCGGGUGUCACUCAUCCUGGUGGUGAAAUGGUUUUAGUCAGUCAGGUUUAUCGUCAUGAUGAGUUGGGUCCAGUUGUUUAUUAUUAUGAUCCAAUACGGAAUUGUAGUAGAAGAGCUAAAGUCCAAAUUACAACGUCCUUACUCGAAAUAGAGCCUAGGGAUUGUGUUAGAAUCUGGGCUGUCACGGAUCAUGUUGAGAAUAUUAUGCCUUUGUAG